This is a messenger RNA of Cydia pomonella (codling moth), 3227 nucleotides long. RefSeq lists its product as uncharacterized. Gene Ontology annotation, molecular function: nucleic acid binding. The record is from RefSeq and is a predicted model, not a curated record. Gene Ontology annotation, biological process: DNA integration. The transcript has 2 exons. Lineage: Eukaryota; Metazoa; Arthropoda; Insecta; Lepidoptera; Tortricidae. Bases 34 to 2982 code for a protein of 982 amino acids.
UUUGUUUCGGGUUCCAGCACUACAGAUGAAGCGAUGGAGCUCUACAGAAAUCUAAAAGGAUCUUUUCAAGAUAUUUCAAUGUCACUCAGGGAUUGGAGCUCAAAUUCUCGAGAAUUUAUGAAGAAAGUUUCUGAUACAUGUAAAGAAGAUAAAGUAAAGGUACUUGGUUUAGAAUGGGACAUUAAGAAAGAUACUCUUCAGUUGAAACCUAACUUGCAAGAGGAAGCAGUCACAAAAAGAGGAAUACUGAAGACUAUUGCAUCAAUCUAUGAUCCAUGUGGUUAUGCCGUGCCCUAUACUCUAUCAUCUAAACUCUUUCUACAAGGACUCUGGAAGGCUGGAGUGUCGUGGGACUCGCCAUUGUCAAGCGAACUAACAGAAGAGUGGAACGUCAUCAGACAGAACUUAGAAGCCAUUAGGGAAGUGUCAGUGAACAGAUGCUACAUGAAGACACCAGUGGGAAAAGGCUACCAACUACACUGUUUCACUGACGCCUCCCUACAGGCUUAUGCAGCAUCAGUCUUUUUAGUUUGCGGCUCGGGGAAAAGCUUCAUCAUUGGUAAAUCCCGUUUAAUACCAAGUAAAGAUCAGGAGAGUCUCAAGAUACCCCGUCUUGAACUAUUAGGAGUACUGAUUGGCAGUAGAUUGAUAAAGUUCGUUCUUAAAUUCUUCCAGCAGAAGAUAGCAAGGCAAGUCUUAUGGACCGACAGCCAGAUAGUCAUAGAAUGGUGUAAAUCUGACAAACUAUUACCACCUUUCGUUGCCAGGAGGAUAGAAGAGAUCAGAACAAAUAAAGAUCUGGAAAUCAGAUACCUUCCAACAGACCUAAAUCCAGCAGACGUAGGCACCAGACCCACCUGUUCGAGAGAGGACGGGGAGAAAUGGCUGAGUGGUCCACAAUUUAUAGUAGAAGAUCCGAAGACGUGGCCAACUACAUCCGGCAGUGGACCCACCAGUUCUCUCUUGACUGGGGAGGGUCUUGGGAUCCAAGAAGAUGAAGAACUGAUGGAAAUAGAUGAUCCAGAUAUACCUAAUGUUAACCCGGUGGAAACGGAAGAUGGCACAACUGCAAAAGAGAUAAUAAAUCAAGAGAAUGGUCAGAUGCCAGACAAUAAGUUUCAAAAAUUGAAAGAAAUUCAAGCAGAGUAUUUUCCUCUAGAAGUAGAGGGAAAAGUAACUAGUUUAAGUUUGAAUUUAGGCAUAUUUAAAGAUAUAGAUGAGUUACUGAGGUGCAAAGGUCGUAUGAAACACACAAACUGGUCAUUUGACAAACGCUAUCCUAUACUUAUUCCAAAAAAUUCAGAUUUCACCAACGAAAUUAUAAUAAAGACUCAUCAAGAAAAUAAACAUGUUGGAGUGAGUCACACGUUAGACAAGAUAAGGGAAACAUACUGGAUUCCACAAGGAAGAAGCCAAGUUCAAAGGAUCCUGAAGAAAUGCCCUGAAUGUAUGAGACAUGACGGAGGGCCAUAUAGACUACCGGAAACUCCUGCUUUACCGAAAGAGAGAGUCAACUAUAGUUCUCCAUUUACAUACGUUGGUACCGACUACCUGGGACCACUUCUAGUUAACAAUGGGAAUGGCAAUUGCAAAAGGUGGAUUAGCCUUUAUACAUGUUUGGCUGUAAGAGCCAUUCACCUAGAAGUUGUAAAGGACCUAACAGCGGAAGAAGGUUUAUUGGCCUUACGCAGGAUGAUUUCAACAAGAGGAGUGCCUAUCUUGAUAACGUCUGACAACGCAGCUCACUUUAAGUUACUCUCGGAGAUUCUUCAGAAUCCAUACUGCGUAGAUAAAGAAAUAAAAUGGAAAUUUAUACCACAGUUAGCACCAUGGCAUGGAGGAUUCUACGAGAGAUUAGUCGGAUUGGUUAAGAACUGUAUGAAGAAAACUUUACAGAAACAUUUAUUGAAUGACAGCCAGCUGGUUACAGUGGUUAAAGAAAUAGAAGCGGUUCUUAACACAAGACCUUUAACUUACGUGGACUCGGAGCCUGAUCAUGUAUUAAAACCUUCAGACUUUCUUACCAUGGGAAAAUGUAUCAUUAUGGAAACGUCAGGAAAGGAUCCUACUACGUCACAAGGAACGGUGACUAAAGACAAUUUAAUUAAAGGUUGGAAGAAAGCACAGAUAAUUCUAAGAGAAUUUAAAGAGAUGUUCGAGAACCGGUAUCUCCUAAAUUUGAGAGAAAGAUAUUCCCACCAUCCUAAAGAACCUAGGGUAAUAUCCAAGUUGGCUCCAAAGAUAGGUCAAAUCGUGCAGAUCAAAGGUGACACGAAGAACAGAGUCAAUUGGAAAGUUGGGAAAAUAGUAUCUUUAAGAAAAGGCGCCGACGGUUUAUGUAGGGUUGCCACGGUACGAGUAGGAGAUACAGAGUAUACAAGAUCUAUCGCGCAUCUCUACCCGUUAGAGAUCGAAGAUGGAGAAGAACAGUGUAAACAAACAUCAUCUUACGACGAAAGCGCAGAAGAACCUCUGCAACUUCCUAAUCUACCCCGUUCGUCACGCAGAGAUGACAUGACGGUGGAUUCCGUCAACGAUGUUGCCGAAUCCGAGUCUCUUUCUGAGCAAAGAUGCACGCAAGCAGUCAGAGAUAAGCCAGAAGAAGAAGUACAACCUUAUGCCUCGCCAGUAGAGGGAAGGAGUUCCUCUCAACGAAUCCUAGAGCCUAUGUAUAGUGAGUCAAACGAGCCUAAGCCUAAGUCUAUGUCCGAACCAGAACCGUUCGCGGUCGUCGACCUCGAAUCUUACGAGCACACUAAGCCAGAAUCACACAACCUGGAGGAGGUUACGCUAGGCAACGAGUCAAGACCUAAGAGAGCCGCAGCUCUUCGAGCCCUUGAGAAGAUCAAAGAAUGGACCAGCAAUCUAGUCGCCCUAUUCCUGCCUGUGUUGGGGAGUGUCGCGACGGACGCGAAAAUCCGAUGCCACAAUACUAAUUCACCUGCGGCAACACCGAACAGCGCCCUCUAUGUGGAACUGUGAUCUCGGGUGUCAUACAUUCAGCCGCCUUAAGAUAAGCGAAGCAGAUUAAGGCUCCUCUGGCCCAGGAGUUGAGGUGCAGAGAGAGUGAGGAUGAAGAGUCCCUUAUGGGAUAUGAAGGUAUGUAUGCGAUGCAUUCUAUACCCCAAUAGAAACCCCCCAUAUAUAACACACACACAUAUAUAAGUUGCCGCCUUUCCCCUCUUUACGGUCUCAUUUAUAUACCGUAGGCGGCUAGGGGAGAGGCG